AUGGGCUGCUGGGGAGAGUAUCCGUUUCAGCACGACCAGGCGCUCGACUACUGGGGCCUGCUUCGUGACAUUAAGUCGACGCUGCCGUCUCCCGUGCAACGGGUGGUCAGUGUUAUUGUUGAGGCCCAAACAUUGGAAUAUAUCGACGAUGACGUUACUCAGGAGAUCCUAGUUGGUGUGGUGCUUGUAUUAGGGUUUACUGAUCGCCAAUGGCUUAAAAAUUACCCUCAUUUGAAUGACUAUUUACGCCAACAAAUCAAAGACUUUUUGACAAAAAACCAAGCUGAUUGGGACACUUUGUUAAAGCAAACGCCUGAUGUUUAUUCUCAGUCACUUACGGCGAUGGAUAAAGUCACUUCGCCCGAAAUCUCUGAGUCCUACGAGUUAUGGGAGGGAGACAAGACGUGGCUUGCCAGUUGCGACGAGCUUAAACAAGCCCUUCGCCAAUUUACCAAAUAG
Molecule: messenger RNA, 459 nt
Organism: Diutina rugosa
Lineage: Eukaryota; Fungi; Ascomycota; Pichiomycetes; Serinales; Debaryomycetaceae
Exons: 1
Coding region: 1-459 (152 amino acids)
Source: RefSeq, a predicted model, not a curated record